AAUCGGCAUAGAAAAAUAAGUAUGUUGACACUCACCUUUUUGGGGAGAAUGUGUAGAAUUACCAUAGAGCAGUGGAACUCCCAGCUUUUGCACGCAAGAAUACCAGUUGGAGACCUGCAUGUUCCUGACACUGGAAGAACUCUACAUAACAGAUGGUAUGACCUCUGAAACAUGGAGCAAUGGCAUCUGAAAAAGGGGUUUGAAUUUUGGGGAAAUAUUUUGGAGGAGGUAUAAUUUGAAUUUGAGGUAACUUUCUUGCUCUUUUAAGUGGUAAAAUUACCAAACAAGUUCUUACCUGAAAGCAGGUCCCUUAGUUUCUCACCUUUAUCAGCAUGAAAUGGGGAGACAUUUUCACUUCCGAGUGCUUGAUUACCUGGCUGGACACAAACUGCAGUAUUUUAAGCAUUAAUCUUGCUUUCAGAAAUCACGGAUUUUUCUAUCUCCAUGUAUUAGCAGUAUGUAUAUCUUCAUAUCAGUGUUGGGGUAACCUUCCUCAUGGUUAAUAGGCAGGGACACAUAUGCCUGGGUGAAGCCAUGAUGGCUGGCAUGUUUUACGUUCUUUCUAGACGGUGUUUUAACAUAAUAUAUGCUUGGUGAUGCAGGGAGAGAUGGGGAAGGGCCAGCUGUAUCCCAGCAGCCAAGGCUGCAUGGUAGUGUCCUGAAAAGAAUGCAUUGUUCACUUGGGUAUCUAUGUUUAGAAACACUUUCAGCAAGUAACAUUUUUUUCUCACUCAGAGGAGAGUGUGGAGUUGGGUAAGCAUAUGUUCUGAGCAAUUUAUAUGUAUUUAGUACUUCACUGUACUGAACAGGCUAUUCUGUUACUUAGGAGUUAAGUGCUUAAUACAGUAAAAGGCACCUAAUUAUUGAGACAGCCUACUAGGUGGAGAGCUAAGUAGGUAACAGCCUGGGUACCAGGAGCCCUUAAUAACUUCCAUUUUCCUACCUGAGAGUAGGUGGGAGAACAAGUGCCACUGAGGGUCUUUAUACCUUUACUUCCUUUUCCCAUUUACUGUGGUUUUGUUUGCUUCCCAUUUGAUACCUAUUUUCUUCAUUUGUGAAGAACUAAAAGGUUAAAACAAGUUCUGUGUCACUUUUGCAUUGAAAAAGUGAAGCUUAAGUCAUGCCAUAACUUCUGUUUGGCAGGACAGAUAGCAGUAUGCUGUAACUUCUGGUGCAGACCAUGCAAAGAGAACAAGGAAAACACAUGUGCGCUGCUGCAAUCAGCAGUUCAUUUCUUGCUACUUACUGAAAAGGCUUGAAUCUUUGCACAAAAACACAGGUUAUUUCUUUAAAGAAGCUGGCUUACCUGAAGGCCUUUUUCUCUCUCCUUUUCAAACUUCUGUCUCUGGAGUAUAACUACAUUUGUUAUUUAUUCCUUGACUAUUUAUUGUUCGCCUUGGACGAUUCAGCCGAAGUUAAUUCAUCAGCUUCCCUUCAAAUUGGAUGGGGGGAGUUGUAGGUAUAUAAUAACCCCGAAUCCUGGCUGCUUCUGUGGAGAGUAAUUACAGAAGAUCUUACAGCAGAAGGAGAACUUCAGAAUUCAAGUUUUCAUUGUUAAAAUUGGUAUUAUUCAGGUUGGAAACACCACCACCCUAGCCCCUUUAAAAUAAUUCACAUCUCAAGUCAGACAUGUUACUAAUCUUGCUGCUACAAGAAUCACAGAUGGUAGCCUGUGCAAGUAGCGGUUUGCUGGUGGGAGUUGGAAGCGGUAGUCUGGGGAAUAUAUGGAGACAUACCAGAUGUCAACUACCUUUUGUUAGAUGUUGGUGAGGCUGCUGGGGCUGUGUAACAUCUGCAAGAAGAGGUGAUGCUCAGACAGCAGUCUUCAGUAGAUGGCGUUUCCCCUUUCAUAGUGAAAUGUAACUCAGGUUUGAUCUCUUCAUAGUAAUAAAAAUGUCAGUAGCGUUUCUAGUUUUGAAGCACUGGGAGGGGGUGAGUGGGGAGGAGAAAUCUAGUAAACUGCAUGUGAAGAUUGCAAAUGUUCCCAGGCAUUGCCAGCUGGCUAUAGAUUUUUCUUGGCUCUUGUUGCAAGCCCUUUGAACUAUAAGAAAUGCAAAGGCCCAUGAUGGCCUCAUGAGCAAAUUCUUUGAGUGAAAGGAUAAGGCUGUCAAAGCCAUUUAUGGUUCUUACGUCAACUAAGCAGCAAAUAAAGGUGGAAUUUUGUGUCAUAAAAAUACCAGGCUGUGUACUUUGCAAAAGGCUUCAGUCCUAGUUUACCUUUAUUCAUGGGCUCCCUUGUGUGUUGGUGUCAGUGAUACAGUCAGACAACUCCCUCUGUCCCUUGACAAGCGUAUCCAGUGAGUGCCUGCAAUCUGGAAAGUCAGUUGAUGCCAUCUGGUCAAGUGCUUACGAGGCUGUGGGAAUACUGGUGUCAAAUGUUACCUUAACCCAAACAGACUCCACAUGAGACCAUGCUAGACUUUUCCUGUACCUUUCAUGUGGUGGUGCAGUUGAACUGUGAAUACGUGAUUCCUCAGUUCAUCAGCUGGUCUGCGCAAAAAAAAGCAAUGGGGCGUUCUGUACCAAGGCCCCGUGCAGCAGUAAUACAUGGGCAGGGUCAGUGUGGACAUACACAUACUGAGGAGUAUAAAAAGACUGAUUCUUUCCUGUUGUAGCCCAAAAUGAGAAGAGGGCUUUACACCUGUUAGGUGCUCUUGAGACUUGCACCUGAUAUUAAAGCUUUUGUUGUUUAUUCCAUAUGAAUCCUUUCACAAAUGUCUUAGUGUAUUUCUGUUUGUGAGGAAAGCUGCUCCCUGUUGAUUGCCCUUUGAGAAUGUAUGUAAAUAUGUUACAAAUCUAGUGUGGCAGAACUUGUUUGAAGUUUUGGGUGGUAAGUUCUCGACCUAUAUUGUAUUAGUAUGAUAAUUUGAUGCAUGAUAAUGUCAUGUCUGAUUAGCCCCCCUUAAGUGUAAGUGGUAGCAUCUGGCAAGUUUUAAUGUAGUGAUCCUCACACGAGCAGUGCUAAAAGGAAAUCGUGCUGCUCCUGCAUUACAGACUGAUGGAAUCUUGUUCCUAUGCCUUUGUUUUCUAAGCAGGAGGCCCAAGUUUGAAUCUCUGUCGUAUCUAAAAGCCAGAGCAAUGCCAAGAAGCUAGAGCUUUUCCUCUUUGUGGGGUGUGCUUUCUAGGUCUCUAGAGGUGUACCAGAAUGACAGAAAAAUAAGAUAUUGAUUACAGAAAGUAGUGAAGUCUCACAAAAAGAAGUCUGGUGGUUACGCUGGGGGAGCGUGAGCUUUCCUGACUGCAGCAUUGAUCAGUGCGAGUGGUUGACCCCUUUGUAACGAGGUGGCUUUGCUCAUGUGAAAACCCUGCGUUCUGCUGAGAGCAAGAAGUGACACGAACAUCUCUUUGUACUAGUGCUCUGUUCCCUACAGAGAGAUACAUGUAAGGGAUCUUAUUUAUGUCUUGUGAUCAAGAGGAAAAAGUUUGUUGGAUUUGUUACAGUCUGCAAGUUCAGGUAUCCCUCCCCUUCUCUACCCCCCAGUUACUGUUUCUUUUUUUCAGGAAAGUCAUUCUUAAGCUUGGCAAGGAGCGGUUGCUGCUAGGUGUUGCUAAAUGGUUAAUAGCUAAUAUUUUUCAGUAUUUGUUAUUGUGCUGACAUGUCUGGCUCAGUUUUGAUCUGCCCCUGAAGCAGCAAAGAUAGAAUUAAAGCCAGGCACUGUAGAGAUUAUCCCAGUUUUAAAGGUGAGGAGUAACAGAAAAAGCAGUUUCCAUACAGCUGCUGUGGCGAAUGCUGCUCAGAAAUUUUAUGCAAAAAAAUAUUAGUGCGAUACCACGGAUGGAAAUGAAGGCUAGAUUACACAGCUACAGAGUCAAACCUGUGUUGCUGUUUGUGCACUGACCUUUCCCGCGAUACGUCUUGCGUGUUGCCCAGAGGGUGCUCAGGGUGGCUCCUGGAGUGUCGCUGCCCCAGGGCUGCGCUGAGGUGGAGCUGCUGGGGGUGUCUUCACGGCAGCAGUGACACAGACUGUUUGUUCCCAGGUGCGUCUUGAUGUUUAGUAAAGUUGCUUCCUAUUCUCUUGGCUUAACAACUACUGUUAGGUGAAGCUGGAAGGAAGCAGACAAGUCAUUACGGGAGCAGGGGAGAGGUGCACACAGCAUGCUGGUGUGCAAAUCAGUUCAUGGAGCAGUCAUGGAAUCAUUGUAUCUCCUUAACUCAUUCAGGAGUUUGCCUUGGGAGGCUUGCUGAGGCCCGGUUAACGAGGCAGCCCUUAUUUUCAACAACUGGAACAGCGUUUGUGACGGCCUGUGAUAAGCUGAGCUCCAGCAAUUGAAUUCAUACUGAUUUAUUAAGGAAUUCGGGUAUUGGCAAUUUUCAUUCCCUGGGGAAAGGUAAUUGGGAAUGUUGCUGAUACCAUUGGAUGUUUUGCCAAAUGAAGGAGAGCAUUAGGGUGUUGUCAUCUUUUCAUUUUUAAGUAGCCAUUGUUUCUUUGCACAGGUAUUAUAUUCAGUCCUCUUCUAGAUAGAGAGAUAAUGCCCAAGUGAGUGUGGAAAGAGUAGAAGAAUUUGCCUGAAGGCUCCUGAAAUUUAUAAAUAUUUUUUCUGUUAGAAAUCUUGUACUUGUCCUUCUAGAACCAAUUUGCUUUUCUUCUGCAGGUUUUUGGUUGCUUUUUGAACUGUUUCAAUCAACUUCCACUUACAGUUGUGUCAAUGUGGUAUUUAACCUGAACUUAAAGACUGGGUGAGUGUUGGGUUGUGGGUCAAGCUGAGGGAGCUGAUGCAGCUCAUGUGUCUUGCUCUAAACCCCAGUCUCUGAAGGUUCUGCCUCUCCAUCCAGCAAGCAUGGCUGAAAAACUUGUGAAUUAGCUCUCAAACUGCUCAUAGUUUUUUCAUACAGGCAUAUUAACAAAAUGAAAAACUGAACUUAAUAGCCAACAGUUACUGUGACCUGGUGGUGACUUGGGCUGCUCCAGUGAAGUCUGUGCACCCCAUACCCCAGUUAGCCCACAGCAGCCAAGUUUAGAUGGUACACCCAUGUGGCUACACAGCUUCCAUUCAGCUUUCUGGGUGGGCGAAGGAUGCUUAUGUGUUUCUGUAAAGGGAGCGUGCCCUUUUCUCUCUCUUAGGUGAAAGAAAACCAUGUUCUUGCUCAUUUUCCCCUUUCUUAGAGAAAACACAUUCACUGCAUUUAUAGCGUUUGCCCUUUCCUUUUGAACUCUGGUCAUUUGUGUUUAUUUUUCACUUUUGUUUCCCCAGUGUUUAAUCCUACCUUUUUUACUACUUUCUCUGAAAUGGCUCUAUUUCUCCCUUGAAUUCUGUUUCUGGCCUCGAAGUUAUUUGCCUGUGUUUAUAGGGAGGGUAGAUAUGUAUGUAAAUGGAUGUUGCCUUUGCCAUCGUAAUAUGAUCUUCAAAGGCUUGGACUGCAGUCACUUUACUGCAUUCUUUACAUCAAACAUUUCUCUUGGCAAAUUGCUGCCGACAGAGCGCUGCAAGGGCCUGAUCCUGCAAUUGCCUUCUGCUCCCACUGAACUAUUGGGGCUUGCAUGCAUAAAACUGAACUUUCAGUUUAGAGGUGUGUGGUACUUAAACAGUUCAUGUUUUACCAUUUUUGUCCGUCCUUUACUGGUGUAAUCUGAAAGUGAUCAUUAGUUCUUUUCAUGACCAUUUGGUGUGUGUUAAAAUACAUCAGCUAACAGCGGUGGGGGAGGGUGGCUAGGUUCCAGCCCACCAUGGGAACAGGGUGGUUUGGGAAAAGUCUGCCUUUAUGAAGGUACCCCACAGCGAGUCCCAAGUAUGAGGCACCACUGCUUCUGUCUGCGGUGCUCUGGUAUCUGCAGUACCCGUUUCUGUUGUCUUUUCCAGCAAAGCUGCUCAGUGUGUGUGGUGCUGUGGGGCUGGGGAAGCGGGAGCUGUGGUGGGGCAGGAGGUUGCACACCCCAGGGCUGGCAAGACUGGGAGAGAGGAUGCGAUAUGUUGUGAGCAGAGCAGGAGAAGGGUGCAUCAGUACUGUAUGUCACCAACUUGUACCGCAGCCUGGAAUCCUCAGGGUAGUGGACCUACACCUCCCUCGAGAGCUGAUCAGAAGGUUGGUAGAAAAGUCAACACGCAUGCAUGCGGUCUUGGUACAACUUACUCUAGUCCCUCAGUCUGAAAGCUUUUUGGUAUUCUGAUACUUUUCUGGUCUUAGGACUGUGGAAGAUGGAAAGGGAACCUCCUGCUAUUGCCACAGCUCCCAUCCUGGUCUUCUGUAAGAGGACACAUACUGGGCGUUCUGCAGGCUCCCGUCCCAUCGGGUGCUCUGGUCUGCAGCACGACCCCUCAAACCCUCGCUGGAGAAACUGGGAGGGGGGACAGUGGCGUGAGCGUGGGGUGGGGGCUGAUAGUUUGCGAGCCUCUUUUGUUGAAGAGGCUUAUCAGAGCUACAGCCUUACAAAUACACUAGCUAUUCAUUAGAGGGUAUUAAUUGGUUUAGUCACAAGUGGUACUCUGCCCUGGAAGUUCAGUGAAGCCAGUAGUAUCUACUGAAGUAUAAACUGCUGUAACAAAGAGAGGGAGUAUUCUCAAAAUCCCGCUUCCCACUAUCAGCUCGCCCAAAUUUUCUCCUGCUCCUAUAUAUGUGGAGUACUGUGGUUUACCUAGGGCUCAGACUAGCCUAGCUGUUUAAGAUGAAAACCAGAAUUGUCCAAGCAGUUGGAAGCUACAGUGAAGGAUUUCUGUCUCCUUUUUUUCCCUUCCUGUUGACACAGAAAGUGAUAUCAGAAGGUGUUUAAGAAACAAAAAAAAAAACAACACAAAAAACACACCCCCCCAAAAAGAAAAAACCCAACCAACCCAAAAAACCACAACAAAACAAAAGCCCCAAAAUUUCAUGAAGAAGACUGCCAUGCAGAUAAUUUAACAUUUAUGUUCUUGUGGAGCAUUAAGACUCAGCUAGCUCUGAAAUAGUUGCAUGUUUUACUUACCAAGUCAAGAAUGCUACAGCACAUUGCAAGAAUGGAGAGAAUUUCAGUAAUGGGAGAGUGUGUUAAUUAUCCACAUAAGAUGCUCGCAUUCAGUGCUGCAUUUUGUGUGUUUUCAUAUCUGCUGAAGCAAAGCAAGAAAUGUGCUGUGCUGGGGCAGUGUGAAUGCAGGGCUUAGAGCUGAAUAGAUGUAAAUGGUUAAAAAGGGGUUCUCUGCUAGAGAGGAGGAGGGGAAAGUAAGAGUGCAUUCCCAAAAAAGUACAUUCCCAAAAUAAAAAGCUUACAUCAUGGACCUCUUCAGCUUUCCCACACUUCUUUCCUAAUUAUUGUCCUGCAGGACAGCUGAUCUAUUUCAAACAGGAAGCUGUUUACAGAUAACACUUGCAACUGUUUUGUCUGAUUUGUUGAACUGUCGAAAAGCAAAAGACAACCUCUUCUCAAAUUAAAAACUGUCAGACUUCUGUAAACAGCAGCAAUGAGGUUCAUCUGUGCAGUGUCCCUGCAGGCACAGACCGUUCUGCAGUUCCCAUUUUCUCAGCAACCGUAAGGAUCCAAGGAUCCUUAGCUACUGUGACUGUUUGGAUGUUGCUUCCUCAAAACAGUAUCAGAAGAUUGGUUAGGAGGUCCAGAAGGUGUCCCAGAGGCCGGAACAAAGCAAUAAGACAGAUGGAAAUCACAAAGAGGAACCUGAUUUGUCUAAAGAAGUCCUUGUGACAUUCUUCUUACGCGGAAUGUGAGAAUUUCUACCAGUUUCUAAAUAUCUUCAUGUCUUGAGUGCCACAUCUUCAGAAUUAUUCAGGACUGAAUAACUGUGGCAAGUCUCGUAUGUAGUUCAUUCUUCCUUUGCUUGAGUCAAUUGGCAGAUGCCGGGAUUUCAGCCAGGGCAAGGUUCAUGGGAGCUGGAGUCAGUGACCUGUAAGUGCUCAUUAUGAAGAGAGAUCUGGUUUUCUUGGGGACUCUAAUUAGCCUUGCCUUCCUGUCACUGCUAAGGUCUGGAUAUCCUCAACAUAUUGCAGAGGAGUCCUGCUCUGUUCAAAUUCUUGUUCCAGGCCUCAAAGGGGAGGCUGGAGAAAAGGGGGAGAAAGGUGCUCCAGGUCGUCCAGGCAGAGUUGGGCCUCCAGGAGAAAAAGGAGAAAUGGGGGACAAAGGACAGAAAGGCAGUGUGGGACGGCAUGGAAAAAUCGGUCCUAUUGGUUCAAAAGGUGAAAAAGGAGAUAAUGGUGACAUAGGACCACCAGGUCCUAAUGGUGACCCAGGCAUCCCUUGUGAGUGCAGCCAGCUAAGGAAGGCUAUUGGCGAAAUGGAUAUCCAAGUGGCCCAGCUGACAACAGAAUUAAAAUUCAUAAAAAAUGCACUGCCCUCCCCCGCAGCUGUUGCCGGCGUGCGUGAGACAGAUAAUAAGAUAUAUCUGCUGGUGAAGGAAGAGAAAAGGUACAAGGAAGCCCAGCUCUACUGCCACGGAAGAGGAGGGACACUGAGCAUGCCCAAGGAUGAGACUGCCAACAAUCUGAUUGCCUCGUACAUCAACCAAGCCGGGCUCACCAGAGUUUUCAUUGGGAUUAACGACCUAGAGAAAGAGGGAAAUUUUGUCUAUUCUGACCGAUCGCCCAUGCAGACCUUCAACAAAUGGCGCAGUGGGGAGCCCAAUAAUGCUUAUGAUGAGGAGGACUGUGUGGAGAUGGUGGCAUCUGGAGGGUGGAAUGAUGUUGCAUGUCAUAUUACUAUGUAUUUUGUGUGCGAAUUUGACAAAGAAAAUGUCUAAGCUUGUCUGCUCUUUAUUUUAAGAAAAGGUUUUAAGCUGAUUGAACAAGUUACCCCAUGUUUAUAGAGUACAAGUGACAUUUUGCAAGUAUGCGACAUCGGUAUUGUACAGCUGUAAAUACAAUUUAGGUAUUUCAAAUAUCAGUAUUUACCCUUCAGAAGGGAAGAGCAGUGAUAAGACAUAGCUUGUUUUUUUUCUGUAGGUAAACAGAUGUAUUUAGAUAAAAAUGUGGUUUGGGGCUAAAUUCUACCCUCGCAACAGUUAAGUAAUUCAAUUGCAUGACUGUAAGGGAAGGCAGAGUUUGGCCUCUAGCUGUUAGAGUGUUUAUUUGUGAAGAAGUAGAUUCCUGAUAUUCUAUUAUCUUAGUAACAUUUGUAGUUAUAAAUGUUAACUGCUUGUAGCGCUACAGGGACAGCAACGAGGCAAAUAUUUUGUAUGCUCCAGUUAAUAAGUACAAAUAUUAUUGUAAGGUUUUUGGAUGUGAUGGUGUUACAACUUUUUUUUUUUUCUUCUUUUUUUUUUUUUUUCCAAAAAUAGCCAAAGCAAACCAACGAAUCAGGAGUCCUACCAAUUUUGUAAUGCCUCUUUAUUAAACUGUUCACAGAUGCGUGACAAGGAGACACUUAUGUGAGCCUAGUUUUAGUGCUGAGGGAGGACAAAGUUCUUAUAAUGUAGUACUGAAAGAGGAAUCCCAGCCACAUGGGUUUUUGGCGUUGGCUAAAGGUAAAAGUAAGAUUUUAGUUUUCUGUAUUCUUUAGUUAGAGAAUGAUUCAGUGCAUGAACUAUUUCAGGCCUCAAAUAUUUUCUUAAAGUAAACACAUUUCACAUUUGUAUAAGGUGAUCUUGGUGCAUCUUGUUACAAAACAGAAUAGCAGCCCUCCACAAUUUAAGGCAGACUUCAUAAAUAGACAACAAAUCUCAUAAUAAUACUUUGGCUCGUAGCUUCUUUUCGUAGGAAAACAACUUACAUGUUUACUCAAAUUGUAAGAGUGACUCCCUGAAAAACAGCAAAAGUUUCCAAAAUUUUCCUGAUUAUGUAUAUAGCAGUAGUAAGUAAUUUUGCACAAAUAAUUUAUUUACCCAAUUUACAAUUGAUUGUGAUGGAAAAUGUGGUGUAUAUUUUAAAAACAACAACAACAACAUAAUUUCACAAAGGAAAUUAUUAAUUACUUUGAAUUUUCCUAGGAGCCAGUUGCAUGACAUCUUAGCUUGCUGUUAGGCACAGAAAGAUGACUACAAAAUCUCUGACUGUGUUUUGUCAGGAAUACCUUGCAGUGUUUUAAGAUGAUUUUAAGGAAAAAUGAUUCUUUGUAUAACCCGGUAAUCAAAAUAUGUGUAUGAUCAUCAUUAUGAGAGAUUGGUCUACAGGAUAUCCACAGUGGAUGUGACAUGUGCUCCCAGAGAUUUCCCUAUGGCAAGGCAAGACCAGCUUAUGUUGGCUCUACAGUGCUGUAGUAUAUAAACCGUCAGUGACCACAUGAUGCUGUUCAUAUCCACAGUCGGACAGUAUUUGCUAUUAUUAUAUACCUAAAAGAACAAACACUUUUUCUUGCUAUAUUUACUCUGUGGAUUUGAGUCCAUUAUAUAUAUAUAUAUAUAUAUAUAUAUAUAUAUAUAUAUAUAUAUAUAUAUAUAUAUGUUUGCUAUUCAUUUUGAAGAUCAGUCGUGAAUUCCUAUAGUGUUUGAGUAUCAGCCCAGGUCCAGAACAAUCACUCUAAGAAAUGAAGGGUCCUUUGAUUGCUUUACUUUCUUGCUAAUAAAGGUAGGUAUGAUUCCUAUAUGUUAGGCAUUCUUCCAACUGUGUAUUGAAAUCUGUUAAAUAAUGCAAAUAUGGUUCUAUACUAAUAUUCAAAGGCUCUUUGCAGAAUUUGUAGAGAGCUAACAAUUCCAGUGGAGCAGUUUGUUUGUUUAGAAUAGCGCCUUUUGAAUAUGGUGAUUGUUUCCUACCUGUUAUAGAAAUCCUCAGAAACCAUUUAAAUCUUCAACAUACUUUUGUCAAAUCAUUGUAGCUAUAUUAAAACAGUCUAAACCCACGUUCCAGGUAUCUGGAACUUCCCUCAUUAUUUAUGUCCUGAAGUUCCUAAAUGUUUAUUUUUCACCCAGGUUUUAAAAGUCUCUGUUGUAACAUUUGAUUUCCUCAGAAAUGUGAAAAGAUGCCUUUGGAGGAGGUGGGAGGCUUUUUCAGAUGCCAAAUGCUCCUAUUUUAGCUGGAAGUCAUACCAUGUUUAUUAAGAUUGCCUUGAUGUGUAGAACAUUUAAGCAGUCUCGAUUUCUAUCAAUAUUUAAGAUAAAAAAUAAAGCCAAUGGAAAAAAACACUUGCCCCAGUUUUUGUGUUCUUAAGAAUAUAUUUUUGCAGCCCUUGAUAUACAAGACAGAAAAGAAAUUAGUUAUAUUGUUAGAGCCCUGUACACUGGCUGCAAUGGUCCUUAUUUGGGCAAGGGGAACAAGGUGAGUGUGUAAGGUCUUGAGCUGUUCUGCAAGCAGCAAAGAUUGCACAUCUGCUAUUUACCUCUGCAAGGAACUGGGCCAGAAAUGAUGGAGGGAUUGGAAAUGACUGAGCCCUUCAUAAUUUCUUUCACCCUCCAGUUGCUGAACCUCAUAGGUGGACCCUUGCUGGAGGCAGAAAUAAAUGUUGCAUGUAGUGUUCAGUCUGCACAGAACUUGCUGAUGUGUAUGGUAAGAUUUCCAUUACUCUCAGUGGAAUUUAGAGCUACUUUUUUGGGAAAGAAUCAAAUGAUAAGUUAGUUUUGUUUGGGCUAUUUUCUGUGUGCAUUAAAACUUGCGUUGUAUUAUCA
This is a messenger RNA of Columba livia (rock pigeon), 11454 nucleotides long. It is a transcript of the gene COLEC11, whose product is annotated as collectin subfamily member 11. The record is from RefSeq and is a predicted model, not a curated record. The transcript is spliced from 11 exons. Bases 7825 to 8658 code for a protein of 277 amino acids. Lineage: Eukaryota; Metazoa; Chordata; Aves; Columbiformes; Columbidae.